AUGCUUCUUUCUGCACCGUUCAACGCCCUCCACCAAAGAUUAUGGCCCCAAUCAUCCAAUGACCCUCCAGCGUCUGACCUCAAUCCGCUCAUAGAGCCGCCACAACUCACGAAACUCGUCAAAACAACCCCUAUCUUGGCGGACGGAGGAAGACCAGUUCGGUACAUCGACCUGCGCGCCGCCCCUGAACUGGCUAUCGGCGAGCUGGAGAUCCCGCUCCUCAUACACGCGAAUAACGACUGUGCGGCGGUGCCGUUCGUGGUGCAGGACGAGUACCUCCUCUUGGCGGGACACAUAUUUGCCCAAGUCCGCUCGGAGACGCCGGUGGGAACACGGAGACUCUGGAAUAGCUUUUUCGUUACGGGACAUCAGGGAAUCGGCAAGAGCUUCUUCGCAUACUAUCUCCUCUUCCGUCUACUUGCCCUCGGCCAGGCCGUCAUAUUCUGCAGCUCCGUCCAUGAACCCGCGUACCUCUUCGACUCCAAUGGUGCCCGCCCAACUGCCCUUGCUCCGCAGAGCAAAGCCGCAGAAGAGGUGCUUGAAGGCUGUUGGGUCAUUCUCGAUAUCGACGACGCGAAAGAGUGGGAGCCGCCCUCAAAACUUGCAACUUUGGCACAAUGCAUCGUCUGGACUUCUCCACCGUAUGAAGAACGGGAACGGCACUUCCGCAAGCGAUUCGGCAGCCAGACGUGGUUCAUGCGGACAUGGGACGAGUGGGAGAUCAUGGCCGUAAGCAACCAACUCUCGCUCGACAAGACCAUCCUGGAGCGGACAGCGCGCCUGGCGGGGCCCGUCCCACGUGCGCUUUGGGGGAUCCAGAUGCAGCAAUACGACGCGUCGUACGAGCUGACACUCGACAGCGCUAUCGGUGCCGUCCUGUCCCACUGGCAAAAAACCAACGCAUUCGAUGCCCGAUACCUCCGGCCUGAGGACGUGUAUUCGCGCUACGAUGCUGUCCUGCGCCUCGAGCCGCGCCCCGACAAAAACACCCAAGCAUCUCAGAGAAGAAACUUUUCGGUGCAUUUUGUCUCGCCGUAUGUCGCCCAGAGGGCGCUGGCGCUGAUCACGCGCUUGCAUGCGGUUGCGCCACAGCUUUUUGGCGAGCGACUUCUGCGGAUGGUGGAGAGUUUACAGCCAGAAUAG
Mycena indigotica is the source of this 1143-nucleotide messenger RNA. Its product is annotated as Crinkler (CRN) family protein. The coding region runs from base 1 to 1143 and encodes 380 amino acids. Lineage: Eukaryota; Fungi; Basidiomycota; Agaricomycetes; Agaricales; Mycenaceae. The record is from RefSeq and is a predicted model, not a curated record. The transcript is spliced from 3 exons.